GUCAGUCUCACCCGCACUAACUUGGAACAAUUCCAAAACAUCCUCGACCUGGACUAAGCCAAAGUCCCGUGCGUGCGCAGCGCACGGCCGCGGCCGCGUUACAGCCUCGUCGGAUAAGCAGCGACACGAUGAGCAGCGUGUACGGUGUCACAAUGCAGUGGACCCCUGACCAGCCGCAGUGGGCAGAGCAGUAUUAUGACAUAACUUCCACCACACGCUCUCCGGCGCAUAAGUUUGAGGUUUACGGGCCUCAAAGGUUAACAAGCUCAUCUUCCACCAGGGCAUACCAGCACUCGUGGGCUAACGAUGACAUCUCAGCCCUGACUGCCUCCAACCUGCUGAAAAGAUACGCGGAACGAUACUCUUCCAUUUUGGAUCUACCCUGCGAGAGUGGACUUAUGGGAUACCCAGAUCCUACCAUUUCUGCUAGCGUGAAUGGACCUAAUGUCGUCAAUGGAGCCCCGCCCCUCCUCAACGGCCGGAAACUGGAGGUGGAGCCUUGGCUGGAGGGCGUGUACCCUCCAUUGGCGUGCGUCCCCGAGCUCGUUCCCAAAGCUCCGCUGAGCGUGUCGGACUUGUCCACAAGUGUGUGUAGCUCCCCGGGCGUUGGGAUGCCCGAGCCCAGCUUCUCCAGCACCAGCUGCAGCAGUCAAAACAGUGUCCAGGAGUACAGCAGCACUCUGUACAGCGCCCCCUACCUGCAGUCUGUGGCUACCUACAACGGUCCCCUCCUCCACCCGGUAGCCUCUCAUCCUGGCUUGGUGCCAGCCUACAGUACCAACACCUCACCUAGCCUGCCUACCUAUGGGUACCCGAGUGCAGGCUACCCCUCGCAGGGUAGCCUCUCACAGGGCUACAGCGCCCCCUCUCCUCCUACCGCCUGCCUCUCUGCCGGCAUCGCACCGGCUACGCCCCUGCCGGCAUCCAGCAUGGGCGGCUACUCUUACCCAGCACCCAGCCUGGCCCCGGUCGCCCCGAGUUCCCCGGGCGAUGUCUCCCCCAACACCAGCGGCCUCGGCAAGGCCUAUUUCUCUGGGCAGAGCGACCUGAGGGCGUUCGAGGAGUUCGGUUUCGGCGGCACGUCUAGUUCGGAAAGUCUGUCGGCAAACAGCUCCUUCUACAGGCCACCAGGGGGCAGAGAAGGGCCCAAAGGGAAUGGGUUCGAGCAGGGGACUGGCGGCGCGUUCAAACCAGCCAAUCACAGCGACUCUCUCAGAAGCCUCGAGUCUCUCGCGGCAACCACGAGGGAGCACAGCAGCGCGACCCGGCAGGGCUUCGCGACUGCUUCCUGCUCGGCCGCCUCAUCGAACACGUACCCGUCCACCACGCCGCGCACACACCUCUGCCUGGACACACACACGCCCUGCUGAGUCUCCCCUCCUCGUCCCUCUUUGCAGGUGGCACUUAAAGGAUUUUGAGCUGUGUGCUUGCGUGUGGGCUCUUAGGAGGGGCGGGUGGCUCCCCCUGCUGGUCUGGAGUGUAGGAUUCGCGUGUGCGAGGCUACAGAGGUUGUACAGAGGUACAAGGCCUUAAAGCUGGAAUGGACCGACACACACAUGUUGGUACGUGGAGUCACAUGGUUUGGGUGGCACAGUGUCACAGAAUGAGAAGGGAUCUGGAUUAGACUGGACCAGAGGUACCAAACAAGUCUGCUUCUGGCACCUUACUCCUUUUGGCUGGAGCACACACACUCAUACACACACACACACACACAUACACAGGAGCACACACCACAGUGAAAGCCCUACCCAGAAAUACUCCCUCCCCCCUCAUCUGCACAGUGGAACGAACGGACAGAUCGGCACACACACUGCUUUGACAGCUGAAAGGUUGCGGAGUAUGCGAAAGGGGGGGACAGAUAUAUGAACGAAUGCACCGGAGUGGUGGAGAAGCAUUAUACUGUAGCUACCAUGGACAACGGGAGGCGUGACAGCACACUUCCCCAUUCUAACCCUGGACUGCACAGGUUUGUGUUUUCCCUGGAUCAACACACCGCUUUUUCUUCCAGAAGGGUUUGGUGUGCAGCCAGCGGGUUAAAUCGGGUGUGUUAGUCCAGCGAGGACGAACUGUGCAGUGGCAGACUUUCCCAGGUCUUUUUGCGGCUGAGCUAAGAGAAUCCAUGUCCAUGUCAACAGCCUAAAGAGUACAUGUACAAAAUCCGCUGCGUGCGUGUAAAGGUACGGAUGUGUGUUUGUGGUUUUGUGUGGGUUAUGAAGUCUAAAAUCAGAUCCAUUGUUGCCACAGGAGACCAGACAUCCUCUAGCCUUUCAAACUGCAACAUUAUUCCUCAGACCAGUGUGUGUGUGUGUGUG
Molecule: messenger RNA, 2312 nt
Organism: Electrophorus electricus (electric eel)
Lineage: Eukaryota; Metazoa; Chordata; Actinopteri; Gymnotiformes; Gymnotidae
Product: fidgetin
Source: RefSeq, a predicted model, not a curated record